Messenger RNA from Nematostella vectensis (starlet sea anemone), 1544 nucleotides. RefSeq names its product E3 ubiquitin-protein ligase TRIM71-like. The transcript is spliced from 5 exons. Bases 104 to 1414 code for a protein of 436 amino acids. Gene Ontology annotation, molecular function: protein binding; ubiquitin protein ligase activity. Gene Ontology annotation, biological process: protein polyubiquitination; proteasome-mediated ubiquitin-dependent protein catabolic process. NCBI's taxonomy places the organism in Eukaryota, Metazoa, Cnidaria, Anthozoa, Actiniaria, Edwardsiidae. The record is from RefSeq and is a predicted model, not a curated record.
GAAAAGUUACUCAACAUAACAAAGGUAUACCAGCUCUAGAGAUUUCGUGGAAAAUGUGCUGCUACAUGGAAACGAGGUCGAGAUUAUCCAGCUCCGUCAGCUGAUGACCAACCGGCUUAACGAGCUAAACGGGGUCAAACUUGACUACAAGGAGCCUGAGGAGAAUGACGUCAUUGACUACAUCCUGGACUCCGAGGCAGUGCAGAAAGUUGCCAUGACAUUAGGUCACCUGACUACUUCACAGACAUUUGCUUCGCUUUGCAUUGCUAAGGGUCUUGGAGUGAUGUCGGGUAAAGUUGGCGUGGAGUCAUUCUUCACCAUCGAGACCAAAGACAGAUUCGGGAACACCACGUUUGAGGGCGAUCACUGCACACCGAUCCAGGUCAUAAUCCAAGCACCAGAGGGCUUCUUCCUUGGUAAUCACGUGGCCAACAAGCGAGAUGGGACCCUACUAGUGCGCUACACGCCCGUGACACGUGGCAAGCACGUGAUUGUAGUGUCGAUAAGAGGGCGACAGAUAGAGGGCAGUCCAUUCACCGUGAAGGUCGUGGAGGGAAUCGACUACAAGAAUGUCAUGGCUGUCUUUAUGAAGAUAGGCUCACAGGGCACCAAGAGCGGAGAGUUCCGCCAGCCAAGCUCAGUCGCCACAGACACAGACGGGAACAUCUAUGUGACCGACUUCGUCAACUGCCGCGUCCAGAAAUUUGACAUGUUCGGCAAACACCUCAAAGAUAUUGGAACCAAGGGGAGUAAGGACGGCCAGCUCAUGAACCCGUGCGGGGUGGUGGUGGGGAGUGAUGGUACCCUGAUCGUGUCAGACUGGGAUAACCAUAGAGUCCAGAUGUUUAGUCCUGAGGGAAAAUUCGUCAGCAAGAUAGGAAGGAAAGGUUCCGAGAAUGGCAAUUUCUUGCAUCCAAGUGGAUUGGCGCUGAACCAAGAUGGCGACCUCGUCGUCAUUGACAAAGAUAACAACAGAGUACAAGUCCUUAAACUUGACGGCUCUCACGUCAUGUCAUUCGGUUCUCUUGGCAACGCUGACGGCCAGCUUGACUGCCCAAGUCACGUAGCUGUCACUCAAGACAACGGUUACCUAGUAACCGACACGGGGAACAACAGGAUCGUGAAGUUCGACGCUAGCGGAAAUCACGUGAUGAGUUUUGGCACCAAGGGGAGUGGGGAGGGGAGGCUUGACCGUCCCGCGGGCAUUGCUAUUGAUCCCGAGGGAUUUAUUAUCAUAAGUGAUUUUCAGAAUCAUCGAGUGCAGGUGUAUUCCCCGGAAGGCGAGUUUUACGCGACGUUUGGAAGUGAGGGGAAUAUAGAAGGACAAUUUAAGUUCCCGUCAGGUAUUGCGCUGACGCUGGACGGUUACGUGAUCGUGGCUGAUAGACAUAAUCAUCGAAUUCAGGUAUUUUAAGACCAUAUAUGGCGAGUCACGUGCUCACAUCUUUGUUUUGCCUAGAGUAAGAAUAUACUAGAAUAUUAUACAUAAAAAUAUUCGAUGGAAAUUCGCUUAUUUAAAAAUAAGAUAAAUAAUGUGUUCAUCA